Messenger RNA from Pezoporus occidentalis (night parrot), 3132 nucleotides. It is a transcript of the gene NEIL3, whose product is annotated as nei like DNA glycosylase 3. Gene Ontology annotation, molecular function: damaged DNA binding; DNA-(apurinic or apyrimidinic site) endonuclease activity; zinc ion binding. NCBI's taxonomy places the organism in Eukaryota, Metazoa, Chordata, Aves, Psittaciformes, Psittacidae. The transcript has 10 exons. Bases 118 to 1830 code for a protein of 570 amino acids. The record is from RefSeq and is a predicted model, not a curated record. Gene Ontology annotation, biological process: base-excision repair.
AGCGCUCACCCGGGCGGAGGCGGUCCCGGCGAGGCAGCACCGCCCCCGAGCCAGUGGCAGAUUUGAAGGGAAGAGGCGGGAGGCGCCGAGUGCCGCGCCUGGCGGUACCCUGCGGUUAUGGUGGAGGGCCCGGGCUGCGCGCUCUAUGGCGAGAAGUUACGGGCCCGGGUGCGGCGGGACCAGGCGGUGCGGAGCGUGCGGUGUAGCGCUGUGGCAGCCGCGGCCGGAGCUGGUAGCCCGACUGCUGCAAGCAAGGAGGGAACCUCUGGUCAUGAUUUCCUUGUUGGACAUGUUUACAGGGGUGUGGAGACAUUGGGAAAGGAACUUUUUAUGUAUUUUGAUCAGAAAGCUUUGAGGAUUCACUUUGGUAUGAACGGUUCCAUGUGCAUUAAUCCCAAUGGAAGCAAAGGCAGAAAUGCAGCACUACCAGUUUUGGAGAUACAGCUUACAGAGGAUAUUGUUUGUUUUUUCGAGGUGACAGUAGAGUAUAGAAAUGCAGCUGAGAGUGAACGGAAAGUGAGAAUGAUGGAAAGCUUAGAUGUCUGUUCUCCAAAAUUUAGUUUCCUAAGAGCAGAAAGUGAGAUUAAGCGGCACAAAACCCUCAUGUUGUGUGAUGUGUUACUGGAUCAAACAGUAUUACCUGGAGUGGGAAAUAUAAUAAAAAAUGAAGCACUGUUUGACAGUGGUCUUCAUCCAGCUGUUAAGGUUUGCCAACUGACAGAUGAGCAUAUACAUCAUUUGGUGAAAAUGACACGUGAUUUUACCAUGCUUUUUUAUAAGUGCCGCAAAACAGGGUCUCCACUCUACAAACACUACAAAGUAUACAAGCGCCCAGCCUGUGCUCAGUGCAAUGGUAAGAUCACUGUGUGUCGUUUAGGAGAGAAUAACAGGAUGACUUACUUCUGCUCUGGAUGUCAAAAGGCAGAUCCUCAACUUGUCAAUCUAAGCAAAUUGCCAACUAGAAAUAGCCUAAUUGGCUGGGCAUAUGGCAGAGGGUCAUGUUCUAAUGAAGAUGUAGCUUGGAAGUCCGAAGAGGAAUGGACGUGCAUGCGCUGUACCCUGAUAAACAAGCCUUCUGCUGAAAUUUGUGAUGCCUGUUUGACUUCAAGGCCUGAAGUUCCAAAGACAGAGAAUGUUGAAGAUCCUGCAGCCUUUAACAUAAACUUAGUGAAGUACCCUUGUAAUGACUUCAGAAAACCCAGCAGAGAAAUAAAGAUCAAUAGGAAAACUGCAUUUGGAACUACAACUCUUGUCUUAACAGAUCUUGGUAACAAAGAUGAUUUGAGAAAUGAUACCCAAAUAUCCGAUGGACACUCUCAGUGUGUUGCUUCAAAAAGUAAUUGUAGACACAUACAAAACAAUGUCUACCAGUCAUGGGGAAGCACAGCCAAGCAUUGCCCGACACCUGUAACUCCUAUGGCUUUGUCCUCCUGUCAGCAACCUCUCUCUUUCACACAUGUACAGAAGAAACAGAAAACUGAUCAUAUAUCCACAGUUCACCAAUAUAAUAAGGCAAUAAGUGCAGGCCAUCCUCGCUGCAGCAAACACAGCCGGCUCUGCAGCCUCAGAGUUGUGAGAAAGGAUGGAGAAAACAAAGGCAGGCAGUUUUAUACCUGUCCUCUACCCAGGGAAACUCAGUGUGACUACUUUCAGUGGGCUGACUUGGAUUUUCCAUUUUGUAACCAUGGCAAGCGAUCUGUUAUGAAGACUGUCUUGAAGAUCGGUCCCAAUAAUGGAAAGAACUUCUUUGUGUGCCCUCUUGGAAAGGAAAAACAGUGUGGCUUUUUUCAAUGGGCAGAAAAUGGGCCAGGUUUGCAACUUAUUCCUUGAUGGCCAAUGUUAAUAGUUAGCUGCUCCUCAGGAUGUUUUAAGUGCAUACAACUUGCCUAGUCAUUUUUCCAUUUGCUGCUUCAUUAGUAAAAGAGCUCCAACAGCAUAAAGAACUGCAGGUCUGGAAAGAGUCAUUUUAUGUAGUCCUGUAAAACUUAAACGCUGCUUGUGUGCUGCAUGCUAUUUUGCAAUAAUCAUCUAGCUUGCAGUAUAUUGUAACAUACUGUUGUAUUUCUAAUUAAAAAUUGAACUUUCUUUUUGCCUAUACAUGUCAUUGAAGUUUGUCAGCACUGUAUACUUUCAAGCACGUGAUUUACAGAAUCAAUAACUUUAAAUUAGUAUUUUAAAGUGGCAGAUUUUUCCACAAGUGUAAACAUAAUAAAAUAAUAAAAGUUAAUAUAAAGAAAACACACUUGUUUAAAUACUUCAUGCUUUAUUUACUCAGAGCUUAAAAUGAAACAGCAAUGGACUGUACACUUCAAAUGUUAGCAUAGUUGAAUGUGUGACCUUGCUUAGGUUUAGAAAAAGACAAAAACUGCCCUAAAAUUAAUAAUGUGACUCUGCAGCUUUCCUAAUUACAUAUUUUAAAUCCAGGUCUUAACAAUUUAUUCUAGUUGCUACUAAAUUUUUUUCUGUCAAUCCAUCUGUAAUGCACAAUAAAAUCAUACCUCUUUGUAAAUAUUUCAGAAUUAAUUGUGCCAUUUCUGAGAGGUAACUGCCUUUUAUUAUUUAUUUUGAGGGGAAGGACUACUUAAUUUUCCUGAGAAACUUGUGGAAGUUCAGUCCAAUUAAAUCUUCCAUGCCAUGGUGCAAGUGAAACCGAUUUCUUGUCCUAACCCAACACAAAUUUAGAGGCUUUUUUCUUCAUCUUUUCAGUAGCCUUUCAUACCUCUGAAAUCUUUUAAAAUUUUCUUAUGUGAAGGAAAUCUUUUCUAAUUAGAUUAUAGAAACCAUAAUCCUUAUGUUGCUCAGUGGCCUCUUUCCAAAGACUAUAUGUAUCUUUCAUGAAGCCUAUUAUUUAUAGCAGGGUACAGAACUCCACCUGAGAACAAAACAAGCUACUUCACAUGGUAAAGACUGCCUUUCCAUUGCCAUCUUUUUGUAUGAUGCUUCUUCUAACAAUGCAGUGUCACUGCUAGCUUGUGCUUAUACAUCUAAAUCUUUAAAACCCCUAUCUAACCAGUUCCUCACUUGUAUUUGUACAAUUGAUUACUGUGAUAGUGUUUGAUUAUUUUUAAAUUGUACAUGCUUUGGAUGUUUUGUACAGGGAUAAAUCUUCAACAGUUCAGCUAAACAUGAAAA